Messenger RNA from Neospora caninum, 1161 nucleotides. RefSeq names its product srs domain-containing protein. The transcript has a single exon. Lineage: Eukaryota; Apicomplexa; Conoidasida; Eucoccidiorida; Sarcocystidae. Gene Ontology annotation, cellular component: membrane. Bases 1 to 1161 code for a protein of 386 amino acids. The record is from RefSeq and is a predicted model, not a curated record.
AUGGCGCAUGUGCGUUUGGCGGGCGCAGCGGCUGUUGAGGCCUCACCGUCGGCAUCGCGUUUUCUUCGUGUGAACGGAGUGCCGCUGAAACUGUCACUUGCUUCUCGAUUGGGAUUAGUUUUCUUGGUGUUGCUCGUGAACACGGCAGGGCUAUCUGGUAAUCCGUGUUCCUUUGUGAUCCAAGCGAUAGCGUCGGAGGCAAAGGCAUCGGCGUGUGUUGAAGAAAGCGGGGGUAAGACAACGUGUACCUGCGUGUCGACAGAAAAUGAAAAUCCAAAGGAGCUUCAGGCAACGCUGUCGGCAACGAAAUCUGCGCUGCAGUUGGAGUGCCAAACGAAUCUACAAUGUGCACCAGACGGAUUGGACCAGCAACAGGUAUGUCCAGAAGGCACGAAAGAUUUGAAAGACUGCAAACGUAAGGGGGGGACGACUCAAUGUGUCAAUGUCACGAACCUACUCACAGGCAACACUGAGACAGUGAGGUGGGAAGAAGUCAAUGUCGACUCAAAGGACCCCAAGCCCAAGAGGCUAACUAUUCCCAAGGAGAACCUUCCAUACACCGACAAAAAGUUCAUAGUGGGUUGCCUCAAUAGAGGGGGAGCCCAAGCCAAAUGCAAGUUGACAGUGACGCUUGAGGCGAGAGAAAGUGCGACUGAAAACCAGACAGUCACAUGUGCGUACGGAAAGACCAGCAAUCCAACACACCAAACCAUCACGUUAAGCCCCUCGCAAAACAGCUUCACUCUGGUGUGCGGAAGCGAAGGAGAAGUUCUCCCGACCGAAUACCAGAACACGUACUGUGUUAGUCAGGCGGAAAAGAACGCCUCCGCCGAGUGUAGUGGCAAUUACACAGAAGUUAUCCCAGCGUACGAAAGCAACUGGUGGAAGGAAGACAGAAGCAGUCACUCGUUCACUCUGGCGAUUCCAGAGGAUGGUUUUCCGGAAGAGGCAACGAAUAUCACGGUUGGCUGCCAACAGAAGCGUGCUGACACAUCCAACAAUGCCCGGGAUGAGGCUGUAUCGGAUUCACCGACUGUUUGCAGCGUUGACGUGACGAUUGAAGGUGUCACUUCGUCGGCAUCCUCUGUGGGCACGGCUGGUGCAUUCUCUUUCCUUGGAGGUUUCGCUGCGUUGUUGACAGGGUUAGGGCCUGUGAUGUGA